Messenger RNA from Poeciliopsis prolifica (blackstripe livebearer), 3700 nucleotides. RefSeq names its product protein delta homolog 1. The transcript has 6 exons. Gene Ontology annotation, molecular function: calcium ion binding; Notch binding. NCBI's taxonomy places the organism in Eukaryota, Metazoa, Chordata, Actinopteri, Cyprinodontiformes, Poeciliidae. The record is from RefSeq and is a predicted model, not a curated record. Bases 392 to 1570 code for a protein of 392 amino acids.
CUUGUCACGUGUGAGUGAUGCUGAUCCACAGAAGCUUCAUAUGUCCAGUGGAGACGGGCUCAGAACCGGGCUGAGGUUCGGUUCUGUGCAGUGUCCCGCCUCCUCCCAGCGGGGGGCCUGCUGAGUGGGAGGAGCGAGCUGCGCCGGGACGCGCCGCGCUGCAGCACCAUCAUCCCGUCCAAACCUGCAGGUCCGCCUCGGAGCAAUCAGAGCGCCGGUUCACCUGUUCACCUCCAGGAUCCCGCCGCCUGGUUCCGGAAAGCAACAACAGUCCAGCCGAACCAGUGAAAUAUGAGCGACGCUGUUCGGCGGCGCGGCGUCUGGAUGCCAUAGUUUGUGAUUCUUGCAGCGGCUCUGCAGGACAAAGAGGGUCGCCUUGCUUCAAAUUACGAUGCAUCUCAUCGGGUUGGUCUUAAUCCUGGUCGUGACGGGAAUAGCGGAAGGCUGGGAAUGCAGCGCGGCGUGCAGCACAGAAAAUGGGUUUUGUGAGAAGCCGGGGAAGUGCAGGUGCAAACCCGGGUGGGAAGGGGAGAACUGCGACCGCUGCAUCCCGUUCCCAGGCUGUUUGCACGGCGCGUGUGAGAAAGCCUGGCAGUGUGUCUGUAAAGAGGGCUGGGUGGGCAGCCUGUGCGACCAAGAUAUGCGGCUGUGCUCGUCCAAGCCGUGUCCCAGUAACGCCACCUGCAUAGAGAGAGGAGAGGGCGGCUACCUGUGUGUCUGUCCUCAGGGCUACGCUGGAAAAAACUGCCAGACGAAGCAGAGACUUUGCCUUCUGAACGGCUCUCCUUGUCAGAAUGGAGGCACGUGUGUGGAGGCCAGCGGCUCAGCGGCCGACCCUUCCUGUUUAUGUCCUCCUGGAUUUUCCGGAGCCCUGUGUGACAUCAGCGCCGGCAGCUGCCAGCCGAACCCUUGCCUCAACGGGGGCAACUGCACGGACCACGGCCUGGCCUUCACGUGCGCCUGUCCGCCCGGCUUCACCGGCUUCACGUGCAACAACACCAGCAGCCUCGCUGCCUGCGCGGGCGCGCCGUGCGCCAACGACGGAGCAUGCAUCGGUCAGUCCGACGGAACCUUCCGCUGCGUUUGCCAGAAAUGGUUCACGGGUCCCACCUGCUCCCUCCAUCACAGACAGAGAUCCAGGACCAGGCCUGCCAACACCAGACCAGUGGAGCACAGAGGAUUUGCCCUCACUCCGCAGCACUACUCCCUCCCUGCCCACGCCUUUCACAAGCUGCUCAGACCGUUGGAAAGAGACUCGCUGAAGAUCACCCUGAAGGAGUCGGUCCACUCCUCCGGCGUCCUGGUCACCCACGGCCAGCUCAUCUGUUUCGGCAUGCUGGCCUUGCUCACCUGUCUGGUUAUCUUGGGCACCACAGGAAUAGUCUUCUUUGGCCGCUGCGAGACGUGGCUGGCCAACGCCAAGUACAGCCAGCUUGUUCGGCAGCAGCGGGAACACCUGCUGAGGGAAGCUGGCAGCGCGAGCCAGGAAGAACCGGAGCACUCCGUGAACAUCAUCCUGCCAGAAAAGAUUAGACUCUCCAGCUUCGGGAGGCACUACACCUCCAUCUGAUCAAAACGUCUCCUCCUGUUAGCGGCUCCCUGCGGAGGGAGACCCAACCAAUGUCUCUGUCACUGUUUGCAGCUGUUUAGCGCAGACUGGGCUGAAUGUAUCCUGCUCUGAAUGUAACAUUCGACCAAGGGGACGAACGUUACAUGAGGCUGUAAAUGUGUAUCAGUCAGUCAUGCUAUUAACUAUUAAAUUCAAAAGAUGUCAUUGUGUGGCUUAUCUAUACCUCUCUUCUAACCACUCAUUUCUUUUUGUGCUUCUAAUUAGAUUUUUUUGUGAGAUAUUUUACUUUGUUUAUGAAUUUGUACACAAUUUAUAAACAAUAGUUUUAUUUUAGAAUAGUCUAAUUGUAAAUUGGUAGUGACCAUUCUAGACAAAAAGUGUAAACAUUUCUGUUACAUAACUAUCUAUGUGGGACUUAUGAGUUUAAAUUUAUUAAUAAUUGGUGAGUUUGUACAGUAAUGUGCAGUCGAUGUGUAUAAUGGUUUUUCCUGCUUAUAAAUUCACAAAACAAACAUCACCAUGUUGUGCAAAUGUACCAAUGAGUCAGUUCUUUGUUGGAUAUUAGUCCAGUUUUCAUGCACACAAAGUAAGGAAAUGUUUUAUUUCUUUAAAACAAAGUUUCUAGGCAACUGUAAAAUUAUUGUAAAACUUUUAUUUCCAUUUAAAUGGUGCCACAUUGUGAAGGAAAGUGGAUUGAAUGGGUUGCACCCAUUAAAACUUCAAUUAAAAAUGGAUUAUUGAUUCAUUUAGAUGAUUGAAGUUUAGGUUUGGAUAAAAGUGGACAGAAUAAACUGAGUUUUUCCAUACCAUCACACUUCCUGCACCAAAAGCUGUUUAUAUUUACCAAGCCUACAAUAAGACGCAUUUCCACAAAGUUGGAGAAUUUGACAUUUAACAAAUAAGUUUGCUUAAAUGAAACAAUUUAGAAUGUUUUAUUUUUUUUAAUGAGGUUUUUUUUUUUGGCUGCAUCAAAAUUGGUUUAUUUUGGAAACAAUAGGCAUCAAGUCACAUGACCAACAGAAUGUUGCCACUAAUUCAAACCACGAAGAAGAAAACAGGAAGUGGCUUUCGGGUGAGCAAACUUAUUCACGUGAGAUUUUAAUUACGUUUCUAAUUCAACAGAAACGUCUCAGUUGCGCAUUUAUUUAUUUAUUGUUUCGAAACGGAAUAUUGGCAAAGCGUUCUGUCAGCGGUACAAUCAGCAAAGCUAGCUUAGGGCUAGCAAAGCUAGCUAGCCUACACAAAUCAUAAACAUUGAAUCCACUGAAGAAUUCAAAACAGCUUGUUACAAAAACUUCAGUUUAUUCCACUGAAAAUUUACAAAACAAGUAAAGUAGCUCUUUGGGAUUCAUCUGGAAAGUUAAUUUAUAGAAAGCUAGGUGCGCGAAAUGUUUUCAAAGUUAGCUAAUCGCUACAGAGCUAAUCAAAAAGUUAGCAUCGCCACUGAAAUCCAGUUUUGUUUUUUUUUAGAAAUGUGGCAAUAAUUUCUAAAAAUUUUGUAAUGGUUUCCAACAUUACAAAAUUUACUGCAAAGAAGUUACAACACAGAAAUAAUCAAAAUUAAAAAUUAUUUAGGUAACUUUAGAUGUUUGUUUCAUGUUUCCACAGCAACUCAACUUUAACAUUUUACAGAAAAGUGUCCUGAUUCAGUCUAUUUCUAUAAAUGCUAAUUAUGUUUCUCCAUUAAUUGACAGCUUGUGCAUUUAUUAACGGUUUUACUGAGAUUUAAUUUUUCUGUCUGUGUUCCAAUUUCACAGUCCAUUUAACAAACAUAUGAACUCUGACCUGCUUUGUAUUGCUUCCUUAAACUGGAUCAACCCCCUUUUUAAGCAGAAAAUAAUGUUUUUAUUAAUUCAGUUUAAUUUAUUAAUUGAGUUCUUGCAAAGUAUUUUGAAUGUGUGGUACAUUUUGUCGUAAAAUUUGAAAUGAAAAAGGUUUGUGUGUCAUUCUGCAAAUAUUCGACGUCGGUAAUUGGUGGUUAUUUUUCUUUUUACGGUAAAUUCUACUUCAGGUUUGAUUUGCAUUUGAAAACCUUCUUAAAACAUGAAGUCAUCCGUUUGUUUAUGAAAUGAUGUGCUGUUUAAGACAGAAAAACAUUGUUUUUAGUAAAGUGCAUCAUGUCCAACGUUC